AGAAUCCAAAGUGCCCUAAAGAGGUUGUUAGUUUAUACCCAAUGUAGGGCGCCUCUAUAGGGAGAAAGACUGCAUUUAGUACCCAGCUGAAUGAGAGGAACCAUAUGGGAGGAAGCGUGUUUGUUUUCACUGUUUCAGCGGCACACUUUUUGUGAAACUCAGUUUUAUUAUGUAUUUUGUUGAUUUUUAUGUUAAAUACUAAACUUGGUUGGUUUGUUUGAGCAGUCAUGCAGCUUUGUGUAGUGUGCAGCGACCAAAUUCAUAAAUACAGAUGUCCUGUGUGCAGAAUAAGAUACUGCUCUGUAGGGUGCUUCAAGAAACACAGAGAUGAUGGCUCGUGCCAGCCAGUGAAAGACGCCACACCUCCUGCACCCGCUCCGUGUCCACGUCCCUGUCCGAGUGGGGCAGCGGAGCCCUGGACGGUUGAUGACCUCCUGGAUGAGGACAGUCAGUCUGACCAAGUUCCUCUGCAGAAACUUCAGCUAUUAGGUGAAUCUAAGGAUCUGAUGAAUCUUCUGCAGAAUCCACACCUGAGGAAUCUGAUGCUGUCUGUUGAUUCAGCUGAGGAUAAAUCCAAAGCGAUGAAGAAAGCCAUGCAGGAGCCGCUGUUUGUAGAGCUCGCCAACCAGUGCUUACAGAUUAUUGAGCCAACAGAAAUACAAGAUGAUGAUGACGAUGAUGAUGAAUAGUAAACCGAUUAAGAACAUCCGCUCAGGCUGGUGCUUGAGGAUGAACAAGAGGAUGUGUGUGUACAGACUGCUCUGUCUCUAUGAUUGUCAUGUUGUAAAAUAUGGAUAUACUUCAUUCUAGUCUUCGCUGGAUUACAGGAGUUCAGGACUCAAGACUCAAUUGCAAAUGCUGUUAUUAAUAGUAUUUCUUUAAAGUUUUUGCUUAACUGUUCGAUUAUUGUCCCAUGAAUAUAUACUGUAACCAAAUAAAAUGUGAUUUUUAUUUUUGAAAAA
Pangasianodon hypophthalmus (striped catfish) is the source of this 962-nucleotide messenger RNA. It is a transcript of the gene znhit3, whose product is annotated as zinc finger, HIT-type containing 3. The transcript is spliced from 5 exons. The record is from RefSeq and is a predicted model, not a curated record. Gene Ontology annotation, cellular component: pre-snoRNP complex; nucleus. Bases 228 to 689 code for a protein of 153 amino acids. NCBI's taxonomy places the organism in Eukaryota, Metazoa, Chordata, Actinopteri, Siluriformes, Pangasiidae. Gene Ontology annotation, biological process: maturation of LSU-rRNA from tricistronic rRNA transcript (SSU-rRNA, 5.8S rRNA, LSU-rRNA); snoRNA localization; box C/D snoRNP assembly. Gene Ontology annotation, molecular function: protein binding.